GGUGGAGUUCUUGGUAUGUGUCCACGCUUACAUGUAGCUUCAACUGACGUAAGCUAGUACAUGUGCAACUCUAAACGUAAAUCCCCAAUUCGGCUACCUUGUCUGUUACUCCGUAACGAUCGGCGCAGGUGACUCUGAUUAACACCGAAGCUACGUAACAGCAGCAGGCGCAGUUUCAACAUCCAUUCUGCCAUUUCAAUCCGUUUCAAUCAACGUCAACAACCAAUCCAAUCUUUACAACAACAUAAUCCGUGAACGAUCUCUCAUUUAUCCAUCUAACUUCAUCGCACUCCACAUCGUCGCUCUCUAAAGAAUCCACAAUCGCCCAGCCAUGUCUUUUGACCAGUUAUCUUCGAUAGAAUCUGGUAGCGGAGAUGGUCGUCGCCAGAACAAUGGCGCCUAUACGGAUGACCCGGAAUUCUCUCGUCUGUCGCAGGGUCUUAUGAAUAAGCUAUUUCAUCUGCAGGGUAACAUAUCAAAGCUAAAGACGGAUAUUGGCCUUCUCGGUACGCGCCGCGAUAACCCUCGAUUGCGAGAGAGACUUCAUACCACCAUCGAAGAAUCUACAGAACAGUUCAAGGAAGUGGGUGAAGGCAUCAAGAAGAUACAGACCUGGGAAGAGCCUACGCCCACCCAGAAAUAUUCCCAACAAAAGCUAUCGCGCGAAUUCAAGGCUUCCCUCGGCGAAUUCCAAGCUCUACAGCGUACCGCCAUCGAGAAGCAACGAGCUUCCGUUACCGCCGCCAAAGCCGCCCUCGACCAUGAAGGAGGCCAAGAAGGUGUGACUCCAGGUGAAGGCGAACAGCUACAGCUUCAACAGCAGGAACAAGUUCACCUAGCACCCCAAGAUGAGGUCGAUUUCCAGGAGGCCCUUAUUACCGAGCGCGAAGAAGAAAUCCGACAAAUCGAAGAGGGUGUUGGUGAUUUAAACGUACUAUUCCAACAAGUCGCGCAAAUCGUCGGCGAGCAAGGCGAAGUUCUCGAGACCAUUGAGAACAACGCCGUUAACAUUCGUGAUGAUACGCGCGGUGCCGACUACGAGUUGAGGAGUGCCGCAAGAUACCAGAAGAAUGCCCGAAGCAAGGCUUGCUGCUUACUUUUGGUUCUAGCUGUCAUUAUGGCUAUUGUCUUGUUGGCUGUGUUCCUGGGAUGAACUAGUCGAAAAACCCGAGUCAUACUCUCACUUAUCUGUCUGUUUAAUAGAGUGUACAUGUGGUGGCAUUAGGGCGUUUUUGGAGUUAGCAUGGACGCAAUUUCAUUCAUUCGGUAUAUCAUAGUAGGAUUGUUGCAGGCCAUAAUUGACAAGAGUUGAUCGUCUCUGUAUUUGUUGUUUUUGAG
Messenger RNA from Hypoxylon trugodes, 1338 nucleotides. RefSeq names its product t-SNARE. Gene Ontology annotation, cellular component: endomembrane system; SNARE complex; membrane. Gene Ontology annotation, molecular function: SNARE binding; SNAP receptor activity. Gene Ontology annotation, biological process: Golgi to vacuole transport; vesicle fusion; intracellular protein transport. The transcript is spliced from 2 exons. NCBI's taxonomy places the organism in Eukaryota, Fungi, Ascomycota, Sordariomycetes, Xylariales, Hypoxylaceae. The coding region runs from base 332 to 1153 and encodes 273 amino acids. The record is from RefSeq and is a predicted model, not a curated record.